Messenger RNA from Oncorhynchus nerka (sockeye salmon), 1342 nucleotides. RefSeq names its product amine oxidase [copper-containing] 3-like. The transcript has 3 exons. The coding region runs from base 69 to 743 and encodes 224 amino acids. Gene Ontology annotation, cellular component: plasma membrane. Gene Ontology annotation, biological process: amine metabolic process. NCBI's taxonomy places the organism in Eukaryota, Metazoa, Chordata, Actinopteri, Salmoniformes, Salmonidae. The record is from RefSeq and is a predicted model, not a curated record. Gene Ontology annotation, molecular function: quinone binding; primary methylamine oxidase activity; copper ion binding.
UCCAAUAAUUAGAAUUUUGAAUUGGGAUUUUGUACCACAGGGUUGAGAAUGUAUUCCAGACCAAGGACAUGAAGUUUAUGAAUGUUUCUUUACCCUGGAUGCCGGAGCGCUAUGCCAUGGUUCCUCAGCUGGUGGAGGCCCAGCUAAAGACUGAGAAGGAGGCUGCUCUCCGCUACGACACCAAGACGCCACGCUACCUUCACAUCGCCAGCAACCGCACCAACCGCUGGGGCCACCAACGCUCCUACCGCCUCCAGGUGGUCAGCUUCACCGGUGACAGCCUUCCAGAGACGGAGCCAGAGGAGAAGUCCAUGUCUUGGGCUAGGUAUAAAGUGGCCAUCACUAAGCACAAAGACUCCGAGCAGACCAGCAGUAGCCUGUACAGUCAGAACAACAUGUGGACACCAGCAGUGGACUUCAGCAAGUACAUUGAGGAUGACGAGAGCAUUGAGAACCAGGACCUGGUUGCCUGGGUAACCACAGGCUUCCUCCACAUUCCCCAUGCUGAGGACAUCCCCAACACAGUUACCGUUGGAAAUGGAGGCGGAGUGAUCCUGAGACCACAUAACUACUUUGAUGAGGACCCGUCUAUUCACUCUCCAGACGGGGUGUACAUCAGCCCAGGGUCAGAGGGAAACUGUGAAAAUAACAAGAUGGCCUGCUUGGCUGAAGACGCAUGCACCCCAACCAUUGAACCCUUCACCUACAAUGGGUUUGAAGGGACCAUGAAGUUUGAAGAGUGAAAAAAAAAUCCCAAUCCUGAGUGUGCUCUGCGCUAAACACUAAAAGACUUAUGAAAAUGUGAAUCUUGCCCAAGACAACAUUUGAAAUAAUUAAGAAACAAUAUUGGAUUUCUAAUUUGACAUGGACUCUACAAGUUGUCAAAAGAGUUUCACAGGGAUGCUGGCCCAAAUUGACUCCAAUGCUUCCAGUUGUGUCAAGUUGGCUGGAUGUCUUUUGGGUGGUGGACCAUUCUUGAUACACACGGGAAACUGUUGAGUGGGAAAAACCCAGCGGCGUUGCCAUUCUUGACACACUCAAACCAGUGUGCCUGGCACCUACUAUCAUACCCUGUUCAAAGGCACUUAAAUCUUUUGUCUUGCCCAUUCACCCUCUAAAUGGUACACUCACUGUAUAUAUUCAACUCAAUACAGUAUAGGUUUAUAUCUACUCAUUUGCAUACUUUAUCACUGCACUGAGGCUUUUUAAUUCACUUUCGUCUGACCACUCUCUGUAUGAGGAGGAAGAUGUAACUCUCCGUUGAUUGUUUAUGUUUUUACCUUACACAUAAUAAAUAAUCUGUCUAGUUGUCUCUCCAAAUAAAAAUAUUUGUUUAAAAUGG